Molecule: messenger RNA, 231 nt
Organism: Triticum turgidum subsp. durum (durum wheat)
Lineage: Eukaryota; Viridiplantae; Streptophyta; Magnoliopsida; Poales; Poaceae
Source: the annotation of a GenBank genome assembly
AUGGAGGGGAAAACUAUUCUUCUUUGCUUUAUGGUGCUUGUUCUGCUAGGACAUUCAACUCAUGCUUGGAAUUGCCAUACCGAGAGUGCUUACUCACAUCCGUUGAUUUGUCUAGGUACUACCUGCCAUUCAAAAUGCGUGAAGAAGUGGGGAAAGCUCUUCAAUCAUUCUUCUUGUAAAGUUCGAGGAUUUUUCAAAGUGUCAUGUGAAUGUGUUGUCUGUGAUCUAUGA